Trichoderma harzianum CBS 226.95 is the source of this 1175-nucleotide messenger RNA. RefSeq lists its product as hypothetical. Lineage: Eukaryota; Fungi; Ascomycota; Sordariomycetes; Hypocreales; Hypocreaceae. The record is from RefSeq and is a predicted model, not a curated record. The coding region runs from base 120 to 926 and encodes 268 amino acids. The transcript is spliced from 6 exons.
GUUUAGCUUGCCUUUAAAUAUAGAGUGUCAUGCAAACAGCUCUCUCACAGCUUGUGACAUACAGUAAUACUGAUCGGAGAUCGUAAUAGUAUAUCGGUGCAUACCUUGCUCACAUCACAAUGCUUACUAAAUUCUUGCAUGGCCCCUCGUUCAUUAGCGGUGCUGCACGCGGUAUCGGAAAGGCCACUGCCUUUGCGUUUGCGAAAUAUGGAAGCCCCCAAGUUGCCAUCGCUGAUGUUGAUACGGCCACGUUAAAGCAGACGGCUAAAGAGUUGAAGGAUCUAUACCCGAACGUUGAGAUUUUGCCAAUUGAAUUUGAUGCAGCGAAUGCAGACUCGACCAUCAAGGCUAUUGAAACCGCCUAUUCAAAAUUUGGGCGAAUCGACCAUGCGGUGAACAAUGUCGGCACUCCAGGCCCCUUGGCCCCCAGCAUAUCCGUCUCAACGAGCGAUUUCAAGAACCUCAUUGAUAUCAACUUGACAAGCAUGUGGAUUGCACAAAGAGAACAGAUCAAAAUCAUGCUUAAACAAGAACCUGUUCAGCAAGAGUUCGGUAAGGUUCGAGGUACAAUUGUAAACAUGUCGUCUGUUUGGGGCGGGUUCGGCACAAGAGAUUUUCCAGCAGGAACAGCCUAUUCUACAACUAAGCAUGGCAUUAGAGGCCUAACAAAAAGCGAUGCGAACCAAUAUGCCUCAGAAGGCAUACGAAUAAAUGCGAUUUGCCCGGGCUACACGUUCACAACCAUUGACAUAGGAAACGAGGGUCCAGAACUGCAAUACAUCCUAGACCAGGCAAUGCACCGAACAGCAAUGAAAAGAUUUGCCCAGCCUGAGGAAAUCGCCAAUGGAAUUACGUAUCUAAGUUCUUGGAUGAGCUCGUACAUGAGUGGCGAGGCCAUGUUGGUCGAUGGUGGAUUUUCUUCUUAAAUGGCCUUUUAUUUAAAUGUGUUUGUAGAAAAUGCUCAAUCACCGCUCACCUGGGCAUGCUGCUUUAAGGAAUAGGAAGGAAUUCUCUACGGUGAGCGAGUGACUGCGGCGCGCCACCCGAGCCGAUAAACGGGAUGAAGAAGAGGACUGCAGUGAUGAAUGAGAGCAUCAUUUCUUGGCGUUUAGCCUUCUUGAUCUCUUAUACUUAUUAAUAUCUAGUAGAAACUUGUCAAAUACACACUUUUUCAA